UCGCUCGGACAGGCCUGGAUGAGAAUAAACGACGAGAGAGAGAGAGAGAGAGCGCGCGCUUGUCAAACACCAGCACAUCCUCCAUGCGGUCUUCCAAGCCAUCCCUCUUCCUCCUCCUCCUCCUCCUCUGCUUCGCCCAUGGCACCGCCGUCCUCGCCGCGCCGGCCAAGGACCGUUGCGCCCCCGAAAGGUGCCCCCGCCACGGGCCGCUGGUCCAGUUCCCGUUCCUGCUCAGAGGAAGCCAACAACCUGACGACUGCGGCUAUCUUCCGGACUUCAACCUGUUCUGCGGCCGGGAUGGGCACACUCAGCUCUUGCUCCGAGACACCUCGCGACCGCUCUUCGUCAAGUCCAUCGAUUACGACAACCGGUCCAUCGUCGUGCAGGACCCCAACCGGUGCCUCCCCUUCCUGCUGGCGAACCUCAACCACACUCGCUUCUCGUACGACAUGAGCCAACGCGGCCAGUAUGCGUACCCGCCCUACAACUAUACCCUGUUCCAGUGCCCGCCGCCGGCCAAGAGGAACAGCAUGGCCCUGGUGGAUUGCCUGAGCCAAGCCGGGUUGUACGACGUCUACGCCGUCGAAUCCGACUCCUACGUCGGAGACUUGCCGCUGGUGUCCUGCGAAAGGAACGGGAGCAUAGACUCGCUUCCUAUGCCGAUCGAGGACAUGAUGGGCGAGGCUAAAUUGGUCUGGGACAAGCCGGACUGCUGGAACUGCACGAUAUCCGGGUUGUGGUGUCGACGGAACGGGACCGACGUCAGCUGCACCAAGCCUCAUGAUGGACACAAAGAAAGAAGGUUAGAGAUCGGAGGUGUCCUGGGCACGUUUUUCCUUCUUGCUGGAUUGAUUGGACUCGGCUAUGUCCUCAACGAAAAAAGAAGAGAUAAAGCAUUCCGACUCAAGAUCGAGAGCUUCUUGCAUGACUACGAGGCCCUCAAGCCGACCCGUUACUCCUACAACGACAUCAAGAGGAUAACCAAUGACUUCGAGGAGAAACUAGGCCAGGGGGCUUACGGAACGGUCUACAAAGGGAAGCUUUCGAACGAGAUUUUCGUCGCUGUAAAGAUGCUGGACAAUGCGUUCGGAAAUGGAGAGGAGUUCAUCAACGAAGUGAGCACUAUGGGAAGGAUUCACCACGUCAACGUGGUUCGGAUGGUUGGUUUCUGCGCGGAUGGGUUCCGAAGAGCCUUGGUGUACGAGUUCCUGCCGAACGAGUCUCUGGAGAAGUUCAUAUUUCCGGGGGAAGAUGCUCUCGACCCUUCCCUUAGUUGGGAGAGGCUCCACGACAUCGCUCUCGGAGUGGCCAAAGGCAUAGAGUAUCUUCACCAGGGGUGCGAUCAUAGGAUCCUCCAUUUCGACAUCAAGCCGCACAACAUCUUGCUGGAUAACAACUUCAAUCCUAAGAUUGCGGAUUUCGGCCUGGCAAAGUUAUGUUCCAAGGAAAAAAGCGCUGUGUCCAUGACCGCGGCCAGAGGUACCAUGGGCUACAUAGCUCCCGAAGUCUUCUCCAGGAACUUUGGAAGCGUGUCCUCUAAGUCGGACGUGUACAGCUUCGGAAUGCUGCUGCUCGAAAUGGUCGGGGGCAGGAAAAAUGUCGACGUGAACGCGAAGAACAUGAGCCAGAUGUACUUCCCGCAGUGGGUCUAUAACCAUCUGCAUAAGGGUGAAGAGCUUGAAAUACGAAUCCGAGAAGACGGCGACCCCAAGAUUGCCAGGAAACUGGCGAUCAUCGGGCUCUGGUGCAUUCACUGGUACCCAGCCGAUCGGCCUCCCAUGAAAGCAGUGGUUCAGAUGCUGGAGGGAGAAGAGUGCCCCGUCAUGCCGAAAAAUCCUUUCGUUUCCUCAAGUUCAGGGGAAGCUGCAACCAUGCAGGGAAGACUCUGGAACACGAAUCUAGAAGUUAUCGCAGAAUAAGUUUGAGUGCCCUCGCAGCAUGUCAUCUCUCCAUGACUGAAAUCGAUGUCAUACUGUUAAAAAGUAAGUUGAGCCGUGAUCAAGAAGCCAUACGUUAAAUGUAGUAACUCUAUACCGUGAAAUAGCCUGAAAACUAUUGAUGCGCUCCGUCUACUUACCUGUUGAAUCAGAUGCAAUAUGGAUAGAGGAAUUCCUUUCCUCUUAUAUUCCUUACUAGGCUAGUUGUUAUGUAAUACAAGAAUCUAUGUACUUACUGGAAGUUUGUAAGAUAGUAAGUAAUUGGAUUUGAUUGCCCGAUGGAAAUGCAGUCCGUUCUGGUGUGCA
Messenger RNA from Syzygium oleosum, 2243 nucleotides. Its product is annotated as rust resistance kinase Lr10-like. Gene Ontology annotation, biological process: protein phosphorylation. The coding region runs from base 84 to 1919 and encodes 611 amino acids. The record is from RefSeq and is a predicted model, not a curated record. Gene Ontology annotation, molecular function: protein kinase activity; ATP binding; polysaccharide binding. NCBI's taxonomy places the organism in Eukaryota, Viridiplantae, Streptophyta, Magnoliopsida, Myrtales, Myrtaceae. The transcript is spliced from 2 exons.